This is a messenger RNA of Fusarium odoratissimum NRRL 54006, 1135 nucleotides long. RefSeq lists its product as uncharacterized. The coding region runs from base 227 to 955 and encodes 242 amino acids. Gene Ontology annotation, molecular function: S-adenosylmethionine-dependent methyltransferase activity; O-methyltransferase activity. The transcript has 3 exons. The record is from RefSeq and is a predicted model, not a curated record. NCBI's taxonomy places the organism in Eukaryota, Fungi, Ascomycota, Sordariomycetes, Hypocreales, Nectriaceae.
CAUGAAGUCGUGCUCCUGUUAUCUCGGCCUUCAUUUCCCGGCUGGCUGUGGUUUGAACAGGUCUUGCUGCGCUCUGUACAUCUGGCAGAACCCCCUCCUUCGUGGUCAUUUUUAUCUCCGAGCUACAGUACCGAAGAUCAAUGUAUAAAACAGCGCCUUCAGGUUUCUUUUAUUUCCUCUGACAUCCGAGGCCAUCAUAAAACAUUCUACUCGCAAUCAAGCCAAGAUGAAAGACAACAGCACUCCUCUUUAUACUUCACCCCAGCUGGGCCAAAAAGUUACUGACUACGCAGAGCAACACUCGACGCCGUUACCUAAGCACAUUAGUGAUUACCAUGCGGAUAUCUCUGCCAACAGAGAGGAUUCUUACUAUAUGAGCUCUAUUUUUCAGUCUCAAUAUAACACCUUUCUUGCAAAAUCUAUUCGUGCUACAAGGGUUCUAGAAAUCGGUGUCUAUGUUGGCUUCUCUGCCCUCGUCUGGGCUGACGCUGUAGGACCGAGUGGACUUGUGACUGGCUUGGAGUUCGAGCCUGAGUACGCCGAAUUAUCCAAGAAGGCUUUCGCAGCAAACGGAGUCGAUAAUGUUGAGAUACUCGUCGGCCCUGCUUCCGAGUCUUUACCCAAACUCAACCCCACCCAGCCCUAUGAUCUUGUUUUCAUCGAUGCAGAUAAGACUGGCUAUCCCGGAUACUUGAAGCAACUGCUCGAGUUGUCGAAGCCUGGUAACUCGAGCAGAAUCCUUCGGCCAGGCGCUCUCAUCGUCUCAGAUAACGUGCUGCGCCGAGGGUUGGUUGCAGACGACAAAGCGCUGGGUGACGACGAGCUCAAAGGCGAUCAAUUGAAGAACGUUUUAGCUGUGAGACAGUUCAAUGAUUUGGCACUGCAGAGCCCACGACUUGAGACAUUUGUUCUGCCGUUGUGGGAUGGCGUCAAUGUUUCCCGUCUUCUUGAUUAGUGGUAGCACUGUCUCGACUGGAGGACAAUCAGGAUGGUAUACGGUUAUAUAUAUUAGGGUUAAAUAAGUACAAAGGCAAUAAAAAACAUCGUCGUGACACAUCCUAGGCUGGUAUCGUCUCCAUUGAUCUUCACACUUCAUGAUCUCGUAUUUGGAAACCCAUGUCUGGGCAUUGGUAUA